CCGAAGAGUCGACGCCAUCUUUACUUUCUUCAGUCCAGAGCUGCUCUCGGUGCCGUCAUCUUUGUUGUUAUUUUGGAUUUUAAACUAACACAAAUAUGGGAAGAAAGAAGAAAAAGCAAAUGAAGCCUUGGUGCUGGUAUCCUUUUAUCACAAUUACACUAAUAUUACCUCGCUCUGUGUCUGUAGUAGACGCCGUUUAUCAAGCUAACGGUUACAGUGUAUUAACGGUUACCCCAUAUAACGGUCUUAGACUUUUAAUAAGCCCUCUGUAUUUAUCCAAGACCGUCUGUUAUCCUUAUAGACAGAUAAUAUAAUUUAUUUGAUAUUUUGACAUGUUUAAAAUGUUUUAGAUGUUCACAAGACGAUUUAUAUUCGAGGAAAUCUGCUCUGUGACCUCUAAGAGAAUUAGAAGUUGUUAAUUAAUUCACCUUUAACACCCCAAACCUUGUAAAUGACAGUUUGUUUUAGCAAGUUACUCUAAGACUCAGCAUGAAUAUCUGUUAAAAGCAUUAAACAUUGCAGUGAGCCUCCUAAACAGUGACCUCAGGUACUGUAACAGAGACUUUGACGAUGAAAAGAUCCUCAUUCAGCAUCAAAAGGCCAAACAUUUCAAGUGUCACAUCUGUCAUAAAAAGCUCUACACCGGCCCGGGGCUCGCAAUCCACUGUAUGCAGGUAAGGAAACUACAUGGAGCAGAUUAUCUCCCUAAAAAUGACAUGUCUGAAUGAUGAAAUAGUUACAUGUUUGCUCUUUUUUUAUAGGUACACAAAGAAACUAUCGAUGGAGUUCCUAAUGCAAUACCUGGACGAACAGAUAUAGAGUUGGAAAUCUAUGGCAUGGAGGGUAUUCCAGAAAAAGACAUGGAAGAGAGGAGACGAGUGUUAGAACAAAAGAAUCAAGGUAUGACCACUGAAAAAUAAUAACCUCACUGUUCACUCUUGUUUGUUAUUCAAGAGGUUUAUCAUAUGUUUUCUAUUUUCAGACACUCAAAAGAAAAAGCAGAACCAGGACGACUCUGAUGAGUACGAUGAUGACGAUGAACCCGGUCCUUCCUUCCAGCAGCCCGCCGCAGUUCAGCCACAGGCGGGUUUCAUCCCCCCAAUGACUCAGCCUGGCAUGCUUCCUGGCUCAGGUGCGGCUGGGAUACCUCCAGGCAGCUACUCAGGUAAGACAAGAUUAACAACGGAUGUUUACAAGUAGGGAUGUGUAACAUGAUCAGCAUUUCAUUCAUCAGUGAGCUUCAGAGCUAGAUAUUAUCUGCCUCUCAUGAUAAGGCAUCUAUAUUUUUAAGCACAAUGACAACAGUCAAUCUACAUAAAAUUCUGAUGUUAAAUUUCUUCAAUUCCUCCUUUUGUUUCAGGAAUUCCCCCCAUGAUGCCAGGUGUCCCACCUAUGAUGCCAGGAAUGCCCCCUGUGCUUCCUGGGAUGCCUCCAGGGUAACGUUCAGGAUGCUAAAGUCAAGACUGUCAGAUUUUUAUUACUGCUGUCCUUUAAAUUCAAACAUUUUUAUUCUGUAUUUAGGAUGAUACCGAUGGGCGGGAUGAUGCCUCCAGGCCCAGGGAUACCGCCGAUGAUACCAGGCGUGCCACCAGGUAAUGUCCAACCAGAGUGUUUUCUAGGUAGAUAAUGUACUGCUGUACAUGUUCUUGUAUUUACUGGUUUUUCUCUGCUGUUGUCAGGCAUGCCUCCUCCUGUUGCCCACCGUCCAGGCCUCACUCACAUGGCUCAGGUUGCUGCUGCUGCAAACGUGCUGACUCAACCUGCUGUUCCUGCUGCUACUUCCCCCUCAGCCCAGCCUGAUGUCACAAAGCCUCUUUUCCCCAUCGCUGGACAGGUACAAUCUUCACAACUUUCCCCACCUCCUGUCUCCCUUCAAAGAAUUUCACCUUGAAGAAGAGAUGUUGGGGUAGUUUUGUGGGCUCAUACGGGUUAAUAUGAAGGAAACUUUCACAUUUUAACUCUUUCCCUGUGCUGCAGAUGGGCAGUUGUGCUGCAAGUACAACUGCUGGUUCAUCAUGUGCAGACUCUCAGUCCUCCUCCCCUAAAGCUCUACUCUCUGUCACACCACAAGUACGCAGCUGUCUGCCUGCUCUACUCUGACAACCUGCUGCUUUACAACUGGCAUGCACACAGUUGUGUAUAGUUUGGCUGUGGUGUAUAGCGGAGGGGAUUAAUUCUGCUUUAUUUGCUUAAGCUGAUAAUGAAAUCUGACUAUUUCUGUGGGCAGAAAAAAAUAUUUUGGGAUGUUUUUGUUGUUUAGCGACAUGCAUUGAUUUGCUUUUUCUCUGCUUAAGAUCUGCAUUGAAUUCAUUGAAUAUUCCAGAAAAUUGGAUUAUUCUCCUGAUCAAAAUGGAAAAAUGGAGCGCUGUGCAGAUUUUGUAAAGUGUGCUUCUUAUUUUGAGGUUAAUUAAGCUCAGUCUGCUCUUUUUUGGCUGGCUUGACUUUGCAGGCUUUGUUUGAGUCAUAUUUUAAAGAAAACAGGAGAAUGUCUUUGCAUCAGAAAUACAAUCUGGUACAGUAUUAAAAUCAAAGUAUGACCCCCUAACAUUAACUACAUGGUGUUCAUAACUAAGGGAGGGGAAAACAGAAUUUUUUAAACGUCAACAUGCUCAUGGAGACGCCUUUAAUAAUUACUGUGCUUGUAGUUAUUAAAUCUACAAGCAUUAGUGUGUAAAACUGAGGCUGAUUCUGACCACGUUUUCAAACCACAUGUCUAAGUUUUCACUGCAUUUGCCGCCCAAUGAGCUCAGAGGCAUAAACACUGAUCAAACCCCAAUCCAUCAGCCAGUUGGAUGAAUUUUUGUCAUGUCAGAAAGUUUAGUCGGCUGAUGCAUCUUCUCGCGCUGUAAGAGUAAAACUAUGAGCUGAUUCUUGAACUUCGGUGCUUUUAUUUGCUGAUUGCACCUGCUUCAAGUGAUACAGUGUCUGACAUCACCAUGGCAACAUGCUGCAUGAUGCAGACAACUGAAAUAUAAAUAUAGAACAAUCAGUCAAGAUAUUAUGACAACCUCUGUAAUCUAAUUUAAUCCAAUCUAACAGAAGCACCAUAAAUUAUACUUCUACAAAACUUCAGCAUGUUCAGCUUUGUCGUCAUGUCAGUGAGAUGAUAAGUGUGUUUUAUAUUUAAAGUCUACGUCUUACACUCUGACCUCGACGACAGUAUGUAAGAGUUUUCAAACAAAACUUCACUGAAAGUUUUCCAGUACGUGCACAUAUAUAAGUGUGUGUCUUAACCUGAGUGGGUUUAUUUUCCACCAUGAAAAAUAAACCCUGAGACUGAACCGUGAACGUUCAGCCUCAGGGUAACUUUAGAAACGACAUUUUCUGGUUUUAAUGAUCACAACGAACACGCCAAGCGUUAAACAGGCCGCUUUAGUCGCAGCAGUUCCCUUAAGAUAUGACUUAAAGUUCCCUCCUCCUGUGAAAAUGACUCUUUUGAGCUCAGUCUUUCUAAUAUGUUCUCCUGUCUCCCCCCUCAGACUCAGCAGACACUAUCAGGGUCCCCCCACCCUCCCCCCUCCACCUCCUCUGACCCCUCAAAGCCCACAUUCCCGGCCUACACUCAGGCCGCUGUCGCCGUGUCCAGCCCGAACGCCGGCAGCAGCACGGUCUCCAAACCUCCCUCUGCUGUGACCAGUAAGCCCGCCACCCUCACCACCUCCAGUGCAACCAGUAAGUUGAUCCACCCUGAUGAGGAUAUCUCACUGGUGAGUAGUCCAGUUUCAACUCUUCGUUUUACAUACACUCAUAUAUUUUACAGUAAGUUUCAUAUCAGAAAAAUCAAUCAUAGAAUAAGGUAAAAACAGGCUUUUAAUGCAUCUUUUCUUGCACGACUAAACACUUUCACAGAGUAAUUUUUCUGUUUUUUUUGUCUCUGUGUCCUGCAGGAAGAGUUGCGAGCUCAGCUGCCCAGAUAUCAGCGCAAUAUUCCCCGCCAGGCCCAGUCCACUGCUGCCCCGUCAGUGGGUCCUGUGGGUGGCAUGAUGUCUCCUCAGCAGCCCGGCAUGAGGCAGCCUGUACCUGGUACUUAAACUCAGCUUUUAGUUUAAGUUUUAGUGAUGUGAAUUUUUCAUAUAGUGCUUCAAGUUAACAGUUUUGAGGUGUACUUCAAGCACCAAGGCUCGAAAGUCGGCAUCGUCCUUUUUGACCUGUCUCGAAAAAAAAAAAAACUAAGAAUAAUUCCUUGCGACUUUGGUUGAUCCUGAGUUUUUUUAAAAUCACCAUCAUCAAAUCGAAGUUUAAAGGACUCCUGUUUUACUCAUUGUCACCUUUAUUUGUCAGUCUCGGACACCUGUAGGUGGCGUUGCAUGAUGUGCAGUUCAAAACCUCAUCUCAUGUCAGCGCUGCUCAGCCUCUGCCUGAACAGCUUCCUAUUUGCUGCUUUUCCACUGAUAUAAAGAAAGACACAACCUGUGGGUGUUACUUUUUACACAGCUCUGUUUGUUCCCACACUGGCCCUUCAUUAUGCGCUGGCUGUUGCUCCACUAGUUGCUGUUUUGUUUCUCACAGUUUGUGUUGAAGAGUCUUCAUCAAAGUUAUAGAAAUCUAACAAAGAUCCAUCCUCCCGGUCUUUUCCAUCCCCUCAUUAUCACAUGAAUGUGGCAGUAACCUCAGCCUCACAGAGUCACCAGUUCAGCUUCAGUUCUGCUCGUUUUAUAAUAAAAUAGAAACUUUAAGACUCAGUUGAAGAUAUUUGACUUAAAGCCGUCAAACUUUCCUCUCUCCAGGUCAGUAUCCACCUCAGGGAAUGCCAGGCUUCAUACCAGGAGGAAUACCUCCGUACGGACAGGCCCCUCCUGUGGGUCCCCCAGGGUACCAGGGAGCUCCCCCGCGGCCCCUCAUAGGUAUGAGGCCCCCUGUCAUGUCUCCUGAAGGCCGCUACUGAAAACCACCUUCAUCUCUGCAAUAGGUUUGGACGCUCAACCCUUUUCUAAUGUCCUCAGCUGCUAGUAGACAAACCAGUAAUGGUGUUCUUGUACCACAGUGACUGUUAAGUGCACAGCUAUGAGGACUCUGAAUACACAGCAAACAGAUGAGCUAUAAGAGCAUCACAGAGGGCAUGAGGAAUAUUUACUCUGUACUUAACCACGACCAUAACUGUUGUUUCAAACCCUCUCUGUUCUGUGGCUUUUUUCUCAUGUUUCAUUCAGGUGUGUAGAAGUGUAGUAGAUUUGGUUCGUAGUGUUGUGAAGGCGCUGGACUUACAUGGGCAGUAUCCACCCUUUAUCAAGGCAAGUUUUCUGUGACUCCUCUUCUGUUCUUAGAUUAAGAGUGAGGCCUUCACAGCACGCUGUGCUGUUGGACUUUGCGUCCCCAACUUUGUUUGGUGAGGGCUUCAUCUAUCUAUGUUUUCUCUCUGUUUGCUGUCCAUUAACACUCCCUAAAGUCUAAAAAAAGAUGAAGCACUAAAAGAAAUGCUAACUGUAUGUUGUAAACCUGUAUUGUAAUAAAAUGUGGUGAAAAUGUAAGCCUCUUCUUUGGGACGUUUGUGGGGAAAGAGACGUCACUGCAGGUUUGUACUCCAGUGAGAAACUUAAAGGCUGACUUUGUUUUGAUGUCUCGAAGAUGAACAGAUUUUAAACGUCUGCAUCUGUGCUUUAAAUGUUUGGUUGCACUGUAAUCAAAUGUAACGUAUUAAAUGUUUUCUUUGGUUAAUCUGCUGCUGUUCUGUACCUGACAUGUAAGCCUGUAACUCUGAGUGAACGGCUGAAAAACUUGCGGCUGUAGUGCUAAAACUCAGAUUUCUCUCUCCCUGUAGCGAUGCCAUGGGGGACUGGCUGAGGCCGAGUCUCAGUGUAGCCCUGUUCAGCCUGAGGCAAGUCUCACUGUUUUCUGUCUCUCAUUCAUUACCAGGGGCCCUCACAGCGAGCAACGCUGUUGGAUGUCAAUGUCCCCAAACUUGCAGCAAGUUUGGUGAAGGCCCUUGUUUGUGUUGUUGCGUUUAGGUGCCGUUUUUUUUUUCCCAGGCAUGUUUACUCAUGUGAAUUUAGUCAUGAUUGUUAAGCUGCUUUGUGCCACCUGACCUGUUUACUGCAUUCUCUACUGGUGGGAGCAACAGGAAGCUCUGGUUUCAUUUAAUAACUUUUUAUUGGAGUUAUUAAAUGAAAAUACUGUGCUGUCCUUUUAUGAAAGAAUCUCACAGUUUAAAAUAAUUGAUGGCAAUCAUUGAUCGGAGCCCCGCACACAGACAAAAUCAGCCUCAGUGUCUGUUUGGGGGUUUCUGAUGAACACUUUACUGUCAUAUGUUUGUAAAACAGCUUUACCACUCAAUCCUGUUUGUUUUAUCAGCUGGCGUCACUUGAUCAUUUGAGUUUUACUUCUUACAUGAAGGAGAAUCUCAGCCAGUAACAGGUCAGUUCAAGCUGUAAGUACCUCGGCCUCCAUUUUUAUUUCUGUCCUGUGCUUUUGGUUUCUACAAGUCAUGAGAUUUAUGUGUUUGACCUGCUCACACAACCAGGUAAAGUUUGGUUCUUUUGACAUGAGGUUCUUGUCGGCAGUGUGUCGCCGACAGCUCGGCUCCUCCUGAGAACUGGACUGGAAGCCACACUAUCAGCUGCUGCAGACGGGGUCGUCUCUCUGUAAACAAAAUCAGCUGUUUGCAAUCAAUAAGCACAGAUCCAUGUUCUUCUGUCUGCUCUGAAAUAAUCAGCUAAAUGGGUCUAUUGUAGGUUCCUGAUAAAUAGUGAAUUUGAUCUCAGUUUUGACGUAAUUUGAAGCACCAACUGUUUAAGACGACCCGGCUGAAACAGAGAUUAGUCUUCUUCUUCAUCAGCUGACAAAGCACCAUCUCAGUAGACGCACCUCCGUCUGAUUUAACUUGAGUGUUAAAGAAACUGCAUGAUGCAGACUUCAGCUGUAAGCGAGCCACAGGUAUCCUCGGAUUUACAGAUCCCAAAGGCUCUGUUGAAGUUCCACUCCUGACAACAGCAGAUUCAUGGGCUCACGGUUUACACACCUUCAGUUUCUCAUUCAGGUCAUUCUUAUCGUCAGAUUCGUCCUUUUUUCUCUGUGCUUUGGUCGGUUUGUUAAAUCGACGCGCUCUCUCUGACCCCGUCUGUGAUGGUCGAUAACCCAGCUUCCACUCCAGGUCUCCAGCUGGUUUGCAGUACAUGAUUGGGUUAAAGUUUCAACACAUUUCUACUAAUUCUGACUAAUGUGAUCAUCUCAACAAAGUUUAAGUUGCAGAGUUCACCAUCAACCCUUGAUUUAAAGCUCAGCUUGAGUUAACAGCCUCUUUGGCUCAUACUCACCGUUUCUUCGUUUUCUCUCAACAUUAGAGGGUAUGAUGCUCCUCAAUAAGUCUCCAAAUCUGUUAAAUACAAAAAUGGUCCUUAUUUUCUUCUGUUCAUGUUUGUUUCAUUAUUCCUCUGAAGCUCUCGAGGUUUGUACGAAACACUUUUCUGCUCUGAAGUCGAGUCUAAUCGUCAGUUUUGAUCUGUCUCUGAAAUCAGGUUUUAUUUUAGACAUUUGAAUCUGAUUUUCAAUGUUUGCUUUUCCCUUAAUAAAGCAGCUUAUUGAACCUUGAUAUGUCUCUGUGUUUUCUUUAUAAACAGUCUUAUUUUACAGAGAUGGAGACAUGAAGAUGGUAAAGAUUUAAGAGAUGCUGUUAAAUUUGAUAAACUUACAGGAAGGACAGUCAACACUAAAACAGAAACACUUUCUCAGCCCAGCUUUGUUUCUUUUAUUUGCGCAGAAAAUUAAAGUGACAUUUACAACAUUAUUGUCUGGAUGAAGUUCUUGGUCUACUUCCUGG
This is a messenger RNA of Xyrichtys novacula (pearly razorfish), 7753 nucleotides long. The record is from the annotation of a GenBank genome assembly. NCBI's taxonomy places the organism in Eukaryota, Metazoa, Chordata, Actinopteri, Labriformes, Labridae.